AUGGCCUUGCGGCUCACAGACAACCAUAUCGAGUAUGCGGUGGUCAUCCAUGAUGGAAUGGGUCUCGUGGGUUCUGAGCACGACGAGCACGACGGCGUUCACGGAGAUAUCAUCGACCGAAUCGUAAGCCGUGCCAAGGAAUACUGCGAAGCGAGAGGGCAUUCUAUUGCUAUGUUUGCAGUUGCGGGGCCUCUAGAUGAACCCCUUGCAUUGCCAAAGCCUGCGGUAGAGGUCGAUCGUGAUGCUCCUCCGUCGUUCCUAGCUCGAAUUUGGCUAGAGCUCGAUGCAAUCCCGUUUAUCGUCAAUUGCCGUAAUACGCAGUUCAGUCUGCAGGGUGAAGCGACUAGAGCAAUUGAGACUGCCCUUGAAAGUCUUAGUCCUACCACGAAGACAAUCAUCAAGGCCAGCACCUCCGCUGAUCGGCAUGAGGUUGAAGUCGACGCGAAUGGACAAGUUCACCUUUAUGAUCUGAGUCAGCAAGCCGCGUUAACAUCUCCGGCCUUAUGGGAUACCUUCGCAGCACUUGCAUGUCCGAUAAAGAAGUACGGAACGAAGGUUUCAUUCUUCUCCGCUACGCCAAGGGGCGGUGGCGUAGCGCUCAUGCGCCAUGCGCUGAUCCGUGUGUGGCGUCUCGUUGGCUUGGAUAUCAGAUGGUACGUGCCGCAAGGGGAUUCUGCGGUGUUCGAUGUCACAAAGCGCAAAUUUCACAACGUUCUACAAGGAGUAGCCCCUGAAGGCACUAAACUUCGUCCGGAGAAUAAGGAGCUGUUCGAGAAGUGGACGCGAUGGAACUACGAUAAGUUUUGGCAAGGCAAAGGCGGACCCAUAGACGUCGACAUUGUCGUCAUCGAUGACCCGCAACUGACUGCCCUCAUUCCGAUUAUACGUCGUGAUAGCCCUAGGACGAAAAUCAUCUUCCGUUCUCACAUCGAAAUUCGUAGUGAUCUCAUUGAUGCCGCUGAAUCGCCUCAAGUUGACGUGUUCAAGUAUCUCUUUGGAUAUAUCAGACAGGCGGACCUCUUUGUCUCUCACCCCGUGCCGGAAUUCGUUCCCAAGAUGGUCCACGAACGCAUGCCUGUGGUGUACAUGCCUCCUUCCACAGAUCCUCUCGAUGGCCUCAACAAACCCAUUCCCGUAGAACACAUAGAGGAAUAUAGGCGUAUGUUCAAUGACUUUAUGAGAUCCAGCACGGGACAACAGUUGGACUGGACCCGCGGGUACAUUCUGCAGGUCGCGCGCUUCGACCCUUCUAAAGGUAUACCUGAUCUCCUCGAAGGAUAUAGGCGCUUUAGAGAGGAGCUUCUUAAAGACGGUUCAGCGGACGGAAAACCACCUCAGCUCGUCCUGAUUGGGCAGACAUCCAUCGACGAUCCUGAUGGUACAACCGUGAUACACGAGGCGCAAGAGAUUCUCGGUAGCGACGCUUUCGCCGCCAUUCGCGAUGAUAUCUAUCUUCUGCGCGCACCUCCCGACGAUCGGUUGCUGGACGCUCUCAUGCGCGGAGCAGAUAUCGCAUGCCAAGUCAGCACUCGCGAAGGAUUCGAGAUAAAGGUCACCGAGGCCAUACACAAGACCAGAUGGAUCAUCGCGACGCGGGCAGGAGGUAUUCCCUUACAAAUUCGUGACAACAUCGAUGGAAAACUCGUCCCCCGUGGGGACCCGGAUGCUAUCGCCGCUGCGCUCGUCGAUUUCUACACCAUGGGCAAAGAUGAAGCCAAGACCGGCGAGUCUCGAGGUAACGAAGUCGAACGGCCGCUUGGCGGACGCUGGGAUAAUGAGGGCAGCGGCCCACGGGAAGAGCUAUUCACGAUCGGCAAUGCGACAAUGUGGCAGUAUCUGUUCUGCUCAGUGCUUGGCUAUAGCAAAAAGCAGGUGGAAGAACUACCGGAAGCGCACACCAAACGCUUCGAUGCCUUAGGGUUAGAAGGAAAGAAAGACCUCAAAACGCUCACUGGGCAAAAGGUAUGGAAUCUGCUCAGACAAGCCACAACAGAAUGA
Messenger RNA from Punctularia strigosozonata HHB-11173 SS5, 1998 nucleotides. Its product is annotated as UDP-Glycosyltransferase/glycogen phosphorylase. Lineage: Eukaryota; Fungi; Basidiomycota; Agaricomycetes; Corticiales; Punctulariaceae. The record is from RefSeq and is a predicted model, not a curated record. The coding region runs from base 1 to 1998 and encodes 665 amino acids. Gene Ontology annotation, molecular function: glycosyltransferase activity. The transcript is spliced from 14 exons.